Messenger RNA from Archocentrus centrarchus (flier cichlid), 1721 nucleotides. RefSeq lists its product as uncharacterized. The transcript has 2 exons. The coding region runs from base 150 to 1493 and encodes 447 amino acids. NCBI's taxonomy places the organism in Eukaryota, Metazoa, Chordata, Actinopteri, Cichliformes, Cichlidae. The record is from RefSeq and is a predicted model, not a curated record.
ACAUUCGGCCCCUUUGCACCUGGACUUGGACUCGUGUACACCUGCUCCAAACCCAAUCCGUGGAAAGUGAACUAUUGGCAAACAAACCUACCGGAAAGCUUAAGAGAACUACAUCGUUGGCUCGAUCUUGGGAAAACUGCAUCUUAAAGAUGGCUCACAGUGGACCCCGAGCCGACGGCGGAGACCUGCUGAUGCCCACGGGCCAGCAGGUCUCCAGCAACCCUGCAGGUGGUGUCGACACCAUCAUUCAGCGCCCCGCAGAAGAAGGACUCCCUGAGGUGGUCAGGAUCCUUGAUGAAGACCUCCCAGUCGACCUCUCAUCUAAUGAGGAAGAGAUCAUUGAUGUUGAGUGGGUAAGUAUAGAUGAUGGUGAGUACUUCCCCCUCCCCCUUGGUUAUGAAGAGGAGGAUGAAGAGGAGGAUGAAGAGGAGGAUGAAGAGGAAGACCAGUCAUCGGAAUCAAGUGAUUUGGAAGACUGGGGCGAGUGGUCCGACGAAAGCAGUGAAGAUUCGGGGUAUGAGACCAUGGAUGAUGAUGAAGAGAGUCUUGAUGGACCUGAGAAUGAAGACAUCGGACCUCCUUCCCCUCUCAUCCAGCAGUUCCCACCAGAAGAGUUUUGGCAAGGCUGGCGAGGACCCAUUGAUGUUCCUGUUGGUGCUCCACAGUUCUCACCAGAAGAGUUUUGGCGAGGCUGGCGAGGACCCAUUGAUGUUCCUGUUGGCGCUCCACAGUUCUCACCAGAAGAGUUUUGGCGAGGCUGGCGAGGACCCAUUGAUGUUCCUGUUGGCUCUCCACAGUUCUCACCAGAAGAGUUUUGGCGAGGCUGGCGAGGACCCAUUGAUGUUCCUGUUGGUGCUCCACAGUUCCCACCAGAAGAGUUUUGGCGAGGCUGGCGAGGACCCAUUGAUGUUCCUGUUGGUGCUCCACAGUUCUCACCAGAAGAGUUUUGGCGAGGCUGGCGAGCACCCGUUGAUGUUCCUGUUGGUGCUCCACAGUUCUCACCAGAAGAGUUUUGGCGAGGCUGGCGAGGACCCGUUGAUGUUCCUGUUGGUGCUCCACAGUUCCCACCAGAAGAGUUUUGGCGAGGCUGGCGAGGACCCGUUGAUGUUCCUGUUGGUGCUCCACAGUUCCCACCAGAAGAGUUUUGGCGAGGCUGGCGAGAACGCGUUGAUGUUCCUGUUGAUGUUCCUGUUGAUGUUCUUCCACAAGAAGAAGCCGGUCCCUCAACCUCAGGCCUCAGCACCUCAGCAAAGAGAAGCAGAGAAGAUGGCUGGGCUGAAGAGGUAAGUUCAAAGAGGGCCAGGGUAAGUAUUGAGGAAAACCCAGAGGAGUCUCAGCCCUCAGCACCCAGCAUCUUCACAAACAGGCAUGGAGAGGAAAGCUACAGGGACUCCGCUCCUUCCACAUCAUCAGGACUCAACUCCGUGGGAAACAGGGCACACUGGUUUAGGCCUUUUAGGUACCCCAAAUCUGAUGACAGCGACUCAGAUUAGAAUGAUAGGAAGGUAAGUAUGAGAGCAACAGGAUAAAAGCCACCGAGAGCCAUGAAGAACGUGGGAAUUCCACACAGAAAGACCCAAACUGAUCAGCAGGUCAGCGUUCUAAAGCGACAGCUCUGCAAACCACCGUUAACCAAAGGCAAUAAUGCUGUCAGGCCCUCCAUGCUGAGGCCCUCCCUGCAGAGGCCAUUCUUGCUGAGGCUCUUAUGUUAUCACAUAAUG